Molecule: messenger RNA, 321 nt
Organism: Raphanus sativus (radish)
Lineage: Eukaryota; Viridiplantae; Streptophyta; Magnoliopsida; Brassicales; Brassicaceae
Exons: 1
Coding region: 1-321 (106 amino acids)
Source: RefSeq, a predicted model, not a curated record
AUGAAGAGAGAAGGUCGUCAACACGGUGUUGUUCGGACAUUGAUGAUUCGUCCUUCAGAAUUAAACCCGCGACCCGCAAACCAAUUCGUGAACCAGUUCGAUUCACCACCAGCUUUUGGAGUAUUUGCCAAAGUGCCAUCAAAACCGACUAACCACUCGAAAUUCACCGGGAAAUGUGAAAGGUCCAAGUGCAGUCAUUGCCGUGUCUCACCGGCUAAAAAGUCGGCCAACAAAUCUAAAGGUCGCCGUAAGGAACAAGCAAUGGCUUGGUCUGAGGAUAAGCUAGAUUGUCUUGUGUAUGAUCAUGACAAUUAUUAUUAA